CCUUGCUACAGCUACGAAAAUCCACCUCCCCGUGAUUGCCUCCCUGUCUUCCAUUCCACAUCGUCACCUCUUUUGAUACCCAUUCAUCCUCUUCCGGGAGCUCUAUCUCAUUAUCAGAGCAUCCUUUCUCACCGCCCACGCGAUUAUCCGAACACGCGAAUCUCCGACCGACUUCGAGUGUAUAGAAUCAGUUGAUUGAUAGAAUGGCUGCUCCGCGAGCAUACAACAACCCGGGCCCAGGCUACCUUCAGAACGGUGCUGGUGGUCUUCCUCCCACUGGUGCUGCACCACUUUUGCCCAACCAGGGCCGCGUCCUUCAAACCGGUCCUCUAAGAGUUCUGUGUAUUGCCGAUGUUCGAGGAAAUCUGAGAUCACUCAAUGAUCUUGCGAAACAAGCCCGAGCUGACCAUAUCAUCCACACCGGUGAUUUUGGUUUCUACGACGACACUUCCCUGGAACGAAUCGCCGAGAAGACGCUUAAGCAUGUUGCUCAGUAUUCGCCCCUGAUUUCGGAGCCCGUAAAGAAGGCUAUUCAACAAGGAGGACCAGGCCCCGUAAAGUCCCGAUUUCCGCCAAAUGAGCUUCCUCUCUCGGAGCUGCCUCUCCUUAUCAGCGGUGAGGUCAAGCUUGAUGUUCCCGUUUAUACCGUCUGGGGCGCUUGCGAAGAUGUCCGAGUACUAGAGAAGUUCCGAACCGGCGAGUACAAGGUCCCAAACCUGCACAUCAUCGACGAGGCUCGAUCAAUGCUACUAGAGGUUGGCGGUGUCAAGUUGCGACUACUUGGUCUUGGUGGUGCUGUUGUCAUGCAUAAGCUUUUCGACAAUGGCGAAGGUCGUACUACCAUUGCUGGUGGUCAGGGUACUAUGUGGACAACUCUCCUGCAAAUGGGUGAGCUUGUCGACACGGCGCAUCGAGUUUACGAUCCUACCGAAACCCGCAUCUUUAUCACACAUGCGUCCCCUGCUCGUGAGGGCAUCUUGAAUCAACUCUCUGUAACCCUGAAGGCCGACUUCUCUAUCUCUGCCGGACUCCACUUCCGAUAUGGAAGCUCUUACAAUGAGUUCAGCGUCAACCCUACUCUCGACCAUUACCGUGGCAAGCUUGCUGCCUCCAAGGCUUCUUUUAACGAUGUCUGGGAGACUGUCAAGAGUGAGGUGGAGCCUGCCAUCCAACAGAAUGAGGCGCAACAGAAUCUUCUGAAGAAUGCCCUGCAAAUCGUCGAGAAGAUGCCAACCACUGCUGCUGGUGGCAACCCCUUUGGCGGCCCGGCUGCUGGCCAGGCUUCCCUCGGACAAGUCGACGAAAGUGCCUUCAAGAAUAUGUGGAACUUUAACCUUGCUGAUGCGGCUUUUGGCUACCUGGUUCUCGAGAUUCAGGAUGGCCGUAUUGGUACUGAGAUGCGUGCUCAGGGCUUCAACUUCUCUCACCGUGGCGCCAAGCAGCAGCCCGGAAUUCCUCCCACCACAGCUGGCCCAGCUGGUAUUCCUUCUCCUACCCCUCCCUCGACCCAGUCCAGUGUCCCCCCUCCUACCAGCCGACAGCCUUCAACAGUCCAGGCUGCUAAGCCUGCUGUCGCAACUCCUCUGCCCGGCCCUCCCAAGCCGGCGACUCCCCAACCUGCCCCAGCUCGAACAGUCCUGCUCCCGCCCCUCCCAGCAAAGACACUGAGAAGGCCACAGCUCCGGCUUCCGCUCCAGCUAAUGGUUCAGCGCACCCUGAGCGUGUUUCUUCUCCCGCUCCCAAGACACCUGCCUCGGACAUCAUCGGUCUUUUCAUUAUGAAUGUCAACACCGAGGAUCAGUGUCGAGAUCUGUUCAGCGAGGAGGACAAGAACAAGAUUCUUAAGGUUGACAAGUGGGGUAACUCAAACAAGGUUGUUCAGUUCAAGACGACAGAGGACCGUGAUGCUGCUUUGGCCAGACUUCCUGAGGAUGUCAAGACUAGAACCCAGGAGGAUCGAUCCAAGCCUUUGGUCAAGAUUUUCCAGCAUCGCGAGGGCAAGACAUAUGCCAACCGAGGUGGUGCUGGUAACUGGGGUGCCAGCGGACGCGGCGGUGCCACCAACACCAGUGGAUAUCGCAGCGCUGGAGGAGCCAGUGAUUCCGAAUCUAACCGACGCGGUGGACGUGGUGGUCGCGGCCGUGGCGGAGAUCGUGGACGGGGUGGACGUGGUCGAGGAGGCCUCAAGGGCGAGACGGGCACCUCUUCGCCUGCCGCUGCUCCCGCCACACCCGCCGCCGAUUAAUACCAUACUCAAAAGUUGAGUGUCACUAAACAACCGUUAUGAGGCCCUGGUUCUUUCCAUGCGCCUUUUAUUAUCUUUGCCUGCUUUUUUUGGGCAUCACCUGCUUGUUACGCCUUGAUCUGAUCUGAUAGGGGCUUAAGCAACAGGAAAAGCGAGGAUAUCUCACCGGCCUCGUUUUCAUGUAUCGUGUACCUAAUGAGAUUUCGGAGUCGAAAAUCCUUGACAUCGAGGGUACGGCUUCUUUAGUUUUGACCUGUAUGGAGUUCAGUUGUGAAGAGAAUUAAAAAAACAUCGUUCUGGGCCCUGGAAAGCAUUUCGGAGACGUGGAUGUGAUGAUGACGUUCACGGAAGCUGGAUUAGGGGGAGUAGGUUGAGGAACGAUUUGGAAUGAAUUAACUUCCUAGUACAAUGCUAGACUGUGAUUGACUAUUCGUGAUGCUGAUCGUGAUUGAUGGACUAUUUUACAGACUAAAUUACAUGUGUAUCUUUUAGCCACCUC
Messenger RNA from Fusarium verticillioides 7600, 2744 nucleotides. RefSeq lists its product as hypothetical. The transcript is spliced from 3 exons. Lineage: Eukaryota; Fungi; Ascomycota; Sordariomycetes; Hypocreales; Nectriaceae. The coding region runs from base 204 to 1781 and encodes 525 amino acids. The record is from RefSeq and is a predicted model, not a curated record.